AUGGUUGACGAGAGUGAGAAGGUACAAGAUGCGAAAGACGAAACAGUGAAGACUUCCACGGAAGAAAAGGGUAAGACGCCCAAGGCCGCUGCUACUACGAAAGGCGAAGAGGAAGAACAACUGUCUGAGGAAGAUUUGAAGCUAAAGACCGAUCUCGAAAUGCUGGUUGAAACGUUGACACAGGAACAGUUAGACGAAGGGUUGUAUAUCACGGCUUUGAAUCAAUUGAAAGAGUUUAUCAAAAAUGCUACCAGUUCCAUGACGGCUGUGCCAAAGCCUUUGAAAUUUCUACGUCCCUCGUACGCAGACCUGUGCUCUGUCUACGACAAAUGGACUGAUACAGAGACAAGAUCCUCCUUGGCAGAUAUCUUAUCCGUACUAGCGAUGACUUUUUCAGACAAUGGGAAGCACGACUCCUUACGGUUUAGGCUGCUCUCCUCUGUGACCGAUAUUGAGUCCUGGGGGCACGAGUAUAUCCGCCAUCUGGCUCUAGAGAUUAGUGAGGCUUACAACGAUCAGGUCGAGAAGGAGGCGGCGGACUCAUCCUCGUCUGAGUUUGAUUCUGAUGCAUCUAACAAUGCGACACCAACUCCAGGCUCAGGAGGGUUCGAGUUCUCGAAGGAAGCUAUCGUUCAACUCUCUAUGGAUAUUGUGCCAUACUUUUUGAAGCACAACGGUGAAGAGGACGCGGUGGAUCUGAUGCUAGAGAUUGAAUCUAUUGCAAAAUUACCACAAUUUGUCGACGAGAAUACUUUCAAAAGGGUAUGUCAGUAUAUGAUUGCCUGUGUACCUCUUCUACCACCUCCAGAAGACCUUGCGUUUUUGCAUACCGCUUACACGAUAUAUUUGACGCAUUCUCAGUUGACAGAGGCCCUCUGCUUAGCGAUUAGAUUGGGUGAUGUACCAUUAACGAAAGCUGUAUUCGAAGCCACCAACGACCCUGUCAUGCACCAACAGUUGGCUUACAUUUUGGCACAGCACAGAAGUUCAUUGGACUACGGUGACUUGCAAGACAUAGUUGGGAACACGAAGCUGUCUGAACACUUUUUGUUCUUGGCCAAGGAAUUAAACUUGACAGUCCCAAAGGUUCCGGAGGACAUCUACAAGAGUCAUCUUGAUAACGCAAAGUCUGUGUUUACCAGUGCCGGGUUGGAUUCUGCUCAGCAAAACCUGGCAGCAUCGUUUGUUAAUGGGUUUUUGAAUUUAGGUUACUGCAAGGACAAAUUAAUUGUUGACAACGACAGCUGGGUUUAUAAAACUAAAGGUGACGGUAUGACUUCCGCGGUAGCCAGUAUCGGAUCCAUAUUCCAAUGGAACCUUGACGGAUUGCAACAAUUAGACAAGUAUUUGUACGUUGAGGAAACAGAGGUAAAAGCCGGGGCUCUACUGGGUAUAGGUAUUGCUGCCACUGGUGUCCAUGACGGUGAGGUGGAGCCAGCGUUACUCCUGCUUCAGGACUAUGUCACAAAUACAAACAGCAAAAUCAGUUCCGCUGCCCUCCUAGGUUUGGGGAUCGCGUUUGCGGGAAGCAAAAACGAGGAAGUGUUAAGUCUGCUGUUACCAAUGGCUGCCGACAGCUCUUUGCCUGUGGAGACGUCGACAAUGGCAUCGCUUGCUUUGGCCCAUACGUUUGUCGGUACCUGUAACGGCGACAUUGCCACCGCCAUUAUAGACAAUUUUUUGGAACGUGACGUUGCAGAAUUGAAGACCGAGUGGGUUAGAUUCUUGGCGUUGUCCUUGGGUAUACUGUACUUAGGACAAGGGGAACUGGUUGACGAUAUCAUUGAAACACUCGGUGCUGUAGAGCAUCCAAUGGCUUCAGCUGUCGAAGUCUUGGUCAACUCGUGCGCUUACACCGGGACCGGUGAUGUGUUGUUAAUCCAGGAACUUCUACAUCGCUUGACACCAAAGGGUGCCAAGACCGAUGAAGACGACAACGAGGAAGACGAAGAGAACAAUUUGGAAGGUUCCGGAUUGGAGGCCUUCUUGGGGUCUAAGGAUGCCACCGACAAAGCUGAAUCCGAAGACAACGAUGCUAUGGAUGUUGAUGCCAAUGGUCAAGAUGCGGCUACGUCAAGCUCCAACACUGCAGCUGAUGGAGUCACCAGUGGAGAUGCAGCGGAAAAGAAGGAGAAGGAUGAGUCCUCUGAAGUUAAAAAGGAGGAGGGUACUGCAAAGGAGAAAGACGAGGAAGCAGAGGAGGAAAAAGAUUCAGGGAUGGUUGACGAACUCUCGUUUUCCAUUUUAGGUAUUGCAUUGAUAGCUUUAGGUGAAGAUAUCGGGAAGGAGAUGUCGCUACGUCAUUUCGGUCACUUGAUGCAUUACGGUAACGAACAUAUCCGCCGGAUGGUCCCAUUGGCGAUGGGACUAGUAUCGGUGGCUGACCCUCAAAUGAAGGUGUUUGAUACCUUGACGCGGUUUUCACACGACUCAGACUUAUCCGUUUCGAUGAACUCUAUCUUUGCCAUGGGCCUAUGUGGUGUCGGUACGAACAACGCCAGACUAGCUCAACUUCUAAGACAAAUAGCCAGUUAUUACUCUCGUGAGCAGGACGCUCUUUUCAUUACCAGAUUGGCCCAGGGGCUGGUUCAUUUGGGUAAAGGUACGAUGACAAUGGAUGUCUUUAAUGAUGCGCACGUGCUGAACAAGGUGACGUUAGCUUCAUUGAUGACUGUGUUAGUUGGUAUGGUUUCUCCAAGCUUCAUGCUAACGCACCACCAACUGUUCUACAUGUUGAAUAGCGGUGUUAGACCCAAAUUCAUUUUAACUUUGAACGAAGAGGGUGAACCAAUUAAAGUGAACGUUCGUGUAGGUCAAGCCGUAGAGACUGUAGGCCAGGCAGGUAAGCCAAAGACGAUAACGGGAUGGAUAACUCAGUCGACGCCAGUAUUAUUGGGUCACGGUGAGCGGGCUGAGCUUGAGGACGACCAGUAUAUUAGCUGCACCAGCAGUUUGGAAGGUGUUGUCAUACUGAAAAAGAACCCUGAUUACCGUGAGGAGGAAUAA
Molecule: messenger RNA, 3006 nt
Organism: Huiozyma naganishii CBS 8797
Lineage: Eukaryota; Fungi; Ascomycota; Saccharomycetes; Saccharomycetales; Saccharomycetaceae
Gene: RPN1
Product: proteasome regulatory particle base subunit RPN1
Exons: 1
Coding region: 1-3006 (1001 amino acids)
Biological process (GO): regulation of protein catabolic process; proteasome-mediated ubiquitin-dependent protein catabolic process
Cellular component (GO): proteasome regulatory particle, base subcomplex; proteasome storage granule; proteasome complex
Molecular function (GO): enzyme regulator activity
Source: RefSeq, a predicted model, not a curated record